AUGUCUCCCGCAAACAACUCUCUGUUGAGCCUUGAUCCAACCCACACAUCUUGCGUUGCCGGAAAAACUGCUUUAACAUGCCGCAGUUGUGCUGGUAAUGCCCCAAGGGGUUCCGUCUGCACUAGCUGUGCCGGUCUUGGUUAUACUUUAUUCUUAUGUGGACACUGCCAUCCAGCUGGAGGUGGAACUCCUAUCCGAACAACCACCUGGUCUACAGGUUCUAUUCGAACGAAUACCAUAGCCGUCUCCUCAAGGACAGCCAACACAACACCGGGAUCAUCGGCCCCGUCCUCUCCUGGCUCAUUAAGCCGAAGCCCAUCUACCUCAUUCCCAGAUCCCAGAGUAUCACAGGCAUGGAAGCGGGUUGGCGGGGGUAGUCGAGAUGGAACGGGUUGUGGACGUGUUGAGACAAACACACCACGCAAUCUAUAG
This is a messenger RNA of Penicillium malachiteum, 432 nucleotides long. RefSeq lists its product as uncharacterized. Lineage: Eukaryota; Fungi; Ascomycota; Eurotiomycetes; Eurotiales; Aspergillaceae. The transcript has 2 exons. Bases 1 to 432 code for a protein of 143 amino acids. The record is from RefSeq and is a predicted model, not a curated record.